This is a messenger RNA of Sorex araneus (European shrew), 2151 nucleotides long. RefSeq names its product ubiquitin specific peptidase 39 (gene USP39). Gene Ontology annotation, biological process: spliceosomal complex assembly; protein deubiquitination; mRNA processing. Bases 33 to 1730 code for a protein of 565 amino acids. Gene Ontology annotation, molecular function: cysteine-type deubiquitinase activity; zinc ion binding. The transcript is spliced from 13 exons. Lineage: Eukaryota; Metazoa; Chordata; Mammalia; Eulipotyphla; Soricidae. The record is from RefSeq and is a predicted model, not a curated record.
GCCUGCGCACGACUCCUCGGCCGCCGGUGGCGAUGUCAGGCCGGUCCAAACGGGAGUCUCGUGGUUCGACCCGCGGGAAGCGCGAGUCCGAGACGCGGAGCAGCUCGGGUCGAGUCAAGCGGGAACGCGACCGGGAACGGGAGAGCGAGGUGCCGAGCUCCCGGAGCAGCCCGGUGCGCGUGAAGCGGGAAGUCGAGGCUGCCGGCGCGCGCGCGGCCCCGGCGCCCGUGGUCCCGGCGGUGCGGGUGAAGCGGGAGCGCGAGGCCGAUGAGGAUUCGGAGCCCGAGCGGGAGGUGCGAGCAAAGAAUGGCCGGGUGGAUUCCGAGGAUCGAAGGAGCCGACACUGCCCGUACCUGGAUACCAUUAACAGGAGUGUGCUGGACUUCGACUUUGAGAAGCUGUGUUCCAUCUCGCUCUCCCAUAUAAAUGCAUAUGCCUGUCUGGUGUGUGGCAAGUACUUUCAGGGUCGGGGUUUGAAGUCUCAUGCCUACAUUCACAGUGUCCAGUUUAGCCACCAUGUUUUCCUAAACCUCCACACCCUCAAGUUUUACUGCCUCCCAGACAACUAUGAGAUUAUUGAUUCCUCACUGGAGGAUAUCACGUAUGUGUUGAAGCCCACUUUUACAAAGCAGCAGAUUGCAAACUUGGACAAGCAAGCGAAAUUGUCCCGGGCAUAUGAUGGCACCACCUACCUGCCGGGUAUUGUGGGUCUGAAUAAUAUAAAGGCCAAUGACUAUGCCAACGCCGUCCUUCAGGCCCUGUCUAACGUUCCUCCUCUCCGGAACUACUUCCUGGAAGAAGACAACUAUAAGAACAUCAAGCGUCCUCCUGGGGAUAUCAUGUUUUUGUUGGUCCAGCGGUUUGGAGAGCUGAUGAGAAAGCUCUGGAAUCCUCGGAAUUUCAAGGCUCAUGUCUCUCCCCAUGAGAUGCUGCAGGCUGUUGUUCUUUGCAGCAAGAAGACUUUUCAGAUCACCAAGCAGGGGGAUGGAGUUGACUUUCUGUCUUGGUUCCUGAAUGCUCUGCACUCGGCUCUGGGAGGCACGAAAAAGAAAAAGAAGACCAUUGUGACUGACGUUUUCCAGGGGUCCAUGAGGAUUUUCACCAAAAAGCUUCCCCAUCCAGAUCUGCCAGCAGAAGAGAAGGAGCAGCUGCUGCACAAUGACGAGUACCAGGAGACGAUGGUGGAGUCCACCUUCAUGUACCUGACGCUGGACCUGCCUACUGCCCCCCUCUACAAGGAUGAGAAGGAGCAGCUCAUCAUCCCCCAGGUGCCGCUCUUCAACAUCCUGGCCAAGUUCAACGGCAUCACGGAGAAGGAAUAUAAGACCUAUAAAGAGAACUUUCUGAAGCGUUUCCAGCUUACCAAGUUGCCUCCAUAUCUAAUCUUUUGUAUUAAGAGAUUUACUAAGAACAAUUUUUUUGUGGAGAAGAAUCCAACAAUUGUCAACUUCCCUAUUACGAAUGUGGAUCUGAGAGAGUACUUGUCUGAGGAAGUACAGGCAGUGCACAAGAACACCACCUACGACCUCAUCGCUAACAUCGUCCACGACGGCAAACCCUCCGAGGGCUCCUACCGGAUCCACGUGCUCCACCAUGGUACGGGAAAAUGGUAUGAAUUACAGGACCUUCAGGUGACCGACAUCCUUCCGCAGAUGAUCACCCUCUCUGAGGCUUACAUUCAGAUUUGGAAGAGGCGAGAUAACGAUGAAACCAAUCAGCAGGGGGCUUGAAGGAGAAGUCUGGGCCCUCGUUCCCAGGGUGGAAGCUGUAACAGACUGACUGGCCUGUGUCGAGGGUCAGCUCAUUUCCUCAUGGUUCAGAGGGGCCCACUUCCCUGGGAAGGCUCAGUGCUGACCCCUUGCUCUUGGUCGAUCGCUUUACUGUAGUUAGGAGCUCCUUUCCCUUCCUGUCUGGCCCACUGGUAGCAUCAGCAGAACAGAACUCUUUGACAGAUGUGUGUAACUUAUUUUUGAGUAGCUGGGAGUACCUGACAGGCAAGGUCAUUUCUUCUAAGCAUCAAAAUCCUCAGGAUUCUAAGAAGAAGAGCACGAAGGCUAGUAACGUCCUACAUUCACAGGGAGAUUAUUUCCAUUGGUUCUUUGCAUUUCCUCAUGUGAUUUUUGGAACCAAUUAAAUAUUUUCUUUUGUAAA